CUGAAAAUCAAACUUCUGACACCUCACCAUUAAAAUGGAAAUUUACACCCUAUCGGAUUAUAACAACAAGCUAUGGUAUUGAACAUGAAUUCAGUCGUUUGGAACAGCGUGCAUUUUCUCCCCAUACUGGUUUGCUUUUCCUUUCAAAUAUGCCAACAGGGUAAAUAAAGUAUUUAUCCAAUUCUCCUGUUUUGGUGUUUUCCAAGUCCAACUCUCAUAAAACCCUAACUUCCCAACAUGUAAUCCUACGACUGAAAGAAUGAAAUGAAAAGAAUGUUUGUUGCGCACUAGGGGGCGGGGAGUGUCGAGUUACAGUUGAUAUCCUGUUUACUGAAUAUUUCCUCUUCAGUCUCUGUGGGGAGCAGGCUAGGCUACUAACUCUGUACUAGACAUUUCAAUUAUGUAUAAAAGCUUCAGAAACAAUGAAAAAUAGGACUGCAGAAACAUUUAAGGACUGCCAGAGCUUUGGAAGUUUUGGCAAAUCUUGUGGAAAAGUAACGCAUCCAUAUGAUUGUUGUUCAGAACCAUUUGGGAAGCCUAAUCUCAGCCUUUAUCAGAUAAUCUCAAGACCACUGAAGAAAUGUAAUAUUAUUGUUAAGAAUUUUUUAAAGGGGCCCUCUCGGAUUACCACCUUGGAAACAAGCCAGUCUCCAUCUCUGGAUGAGUGUAAAGCCAUAAUCAGAGAUCUGGCCACAGAGCUACAUCGGAUAUCAAAGUAUCAAGAUAACUUCACCUCCAGCCACGAGGAUGGCUACAGCCUGGCAGAGUGUCAACAGUUCAUCCUACAAUGGGCGGAGGAGUUGAGCAUCUUACCAAAGAUAUCCGUGGGGCAAAGCAGGAGCUCACCAAAGGCCCUGCGUACCUGCUGGGAGGACUAUGAGGUAGAGGAGAGAACAUCUCCAAAAGAGGCUGAGAGAAGACUGGCAGAAGCUCAGCGCAUCGUCUCAGAAUGGGCUGCAGGACUACAAUCACGAAAACAGGACUCAGUGUGUCCAGGAGAGGAUGUGUGUUCAGUCCUGCAGGAUCUUGAGGCACAGUGGAAGAGAGGGAAGCUACCCAACAUGCUCCCUGUCAUGGACUUCCUCAUCUGGACUGUGUUACAGGAACAGCCUCAAGAGGGCUCCAUCCCAGAGCUGUGGCUCAAAUCCAAGCAGAGAUUCAAACACUCAGCCUUCACCACAGUGAUUCCACAACCAGUAUGGGACUGGAUAAGCAAAGCAUCAGUUGACAUUCUCUUGGACCCUGAAUCAGCCAAUCCAGAUUUCAUCGUGUCCAACAAUCAGAAACGUGUGAGAGUGGGAAAAAUAAUAGAGAGUAAACAUGAUCCUAGAGACGGAUACGGUCACUACCGCGCAUCUCACAAGUAUGAUGGGUGGUGGUGUGCACUGGGAACGCAGGGCUUUACCAAAGGUAGGCAUUACUGGGAGGUGGGGGUGGAAGGGAAGAGAGACUGGAGGAUUGGGAUAACCAGGGAGUCUGCACAAAGAAGAGGCUUCGUUGAACUGAACACGUCGACAGGUUACUGGGCACUACGGAUGCAGGUCAGUGGGCUGAAGGCUCUAACGGUUCCGGCUGUCGAUAUCAAGAUUCCAGAACAUCUCAAGAAGAUCGGGGUCUACCUUGACAUUGAGGAAGGGCAGCUCUCCUUUUAUGAUGUUGUAGCACGCAGUCAUAUCUACACCUUCAAUGACACGUUUUCUGAACAGGUUUAUCCAGUCUUUGGCACAGUAGAGACAGACAGAGACCUUGUCAUACUGUAGUACACAGCACAAUGGAAAAGAAAAGUCACAGAAGUUAUUGAGGAUGUCUCAUGACUAAGAACCACUGUAGACCACACUAGACCACAGGCCUUCAUUUAUUCUAAGUGAUGACAUUACCCUAUUUUUAACAGGGACAUUUGGGGAAAUUACUCCGCCCACUUGCUUUACGACGGUACCAAUUAUGCCAAAAAACACAGCUAAUUCCAUACACGGCGUUUACAAUAUUUAGUAACUUCGUUCUGAACAUGUUCUCUUCUGUCCCCAAGCAGUAAUCCAUAAUGGUGACCAUGUCCUAUCCUUACUCCAGUUAUACUGUAGCAAUUUGAUUUCUAUCUUUCUUUCUUUAUGGGAAAAGCUUUACUUUGUGAAUUUAUUGAUAAGGUGACAUUAGAUGUUUACUAUGAUUUCAUCAGUUGAGGUUAGCUACAAAAAUAAUUAUAUUUAUUUUUUCAUACUUCCUCAAUGAGUUUGUACAGUACUGACAACACUAUAGAGGCUAAAAUCUGUUUAUUUUUUUGUUUUGCACUUAGCACUUUGCACUUUCUGUUAUUCUUUCAGGUAUGGAUUGAACGGAGUAUAUUUUAGUAUCUUGGUUUCUUUGGUUUGAUAUUUUAUUUCAUGAAACAUGGGAAAAACAUGUUGCCUUUAUAUUGUUGUUCAAACAGACCAUUUAAAGAAUUAAAUUCAAGACAAUUCAUGAGGACGUUUAUAUAGGCACAGAUGAUGUCCAAACCAAUCAGAUGUAUUCGUCUCUCACCAGCCAGCUUGUUUAUGAUUUAAGACUGUGUUUAUGAGGUAGGACCGUGUUUAUGAGGUAGGACCAUUGUUACGGGAUUUUUAUGAAUAAUGACUAAAAUAUGCAUACAUUUGACUUAGAAUUAUAACUAAACAGAAUACUACUACGUUACUGUAUGGAUGAAUGAAUCUUAUUAUAAUCGUAAUGCUGAAUAUAAUGUGUUCCUUGUUAGAAAGAAUGGAGUAAUCUUCAGACAGGCUGGAAUGAUGUGUUCCUUACAGGAAAUGUUGUCUCUACCCACGGAGGGGAAAGACCUUGGGUUGGUUGUAGAUUGUUUAACAGGUGGCAGACAGUAAUGCAAGAACGCUAACUGUACUGCCAUUGUAUCCGAGAGGAGGAAGGACAUUUUAAAACCUAUGACGUCAGUUUUAUUAUAUAACCUGAUGUAAAUUGUACUAUGAUGUCACGUUCCUGACCUUGUUUUCCUUUUGUAUAGUUGUGUUUAGUGGGUCAGGACGUGAGCUGGGUGGGCAGUCUGUGUUGUUUGUUCUAUGUUAAGUGUCAGGUUUAAUUGACCUUGUAUGGCUCUCAAUCAGAGGCAGGUGGUUUACGUUUUCCUCUGAUUGAGAACCAUAUAUAGGUAGGUAGUUUCACAUUGUUUGUUGUGGGUGGUUGUCUUCCGUGUCUGUGCACCACACGGGACUGUUUCGUUUGUUCGUUCGUUUGUGUCGUCGGUACCUGUUCAUGCGUUCUUCGUGUAUAUGUAAGUUCGUUUGUUCAGGUCUGUUGACUUCGUUUAUUAUUUUGUAAAUUCUCAAGUGUGUUUAGUUUUCGUCUUGUUUAAUAAAUAUCAUGUCAUAUCACAA
This is a messenger RNA of Salvelinus fontinalis (brook trout), 3362 nucleotides long. Its product is annotated as E3 ubiquitin-protein ligase TRIM21-like. NCBI's taxonomy places the organism in Eukaryota, Metazoa, Chordata, Actinopteri, Salmoniformes, Salmonidae. The record is from RefSeq and is a predicted model, not a curated record. The transcript has 11 exons. The coding region runs from base 423 to 1760 and encodes 445 amino acids. Gene Ontology annotation, molecular function: protein binding.